UUGUCUAUUUUUGUGUACAAACUGAGGGCCAAUUAGGAAGAAUUUACUGCAUCUGUUGAAAUUGAUAAAAUCGUUAGGUGAAAGGGACGGUGGAUGUCCGUUUAAUUAGGGCGUCCUCCCGGCAAAGGUAAAAAUGUUCGAAACGCGAGAUUCUCGCGAGACUAAACGGCUUUCAAAUGUUUAAGCACCGAGGAUACGGCGUCGCCCAUUUUUCACCUGGCUUACGAAGGCAAAAAGCAGGAUGCUCCGAACAGGAUCGAAAGCAAAGAUGAGUAUUUUUACCUUCGAUUCCGCAGCUCCGUUGUCUUAACAAAACCUAUCGUUCGUUUGUUGCAUUCCACGUCGCGAAGUGUCGAUUUGCAUCCUAGAUGCACUGAACACGACGAUGCAGAGGCUGCCGGAUAGUCGCAUAAACGCGUUCGGCGUGAUGCAGAUCGCCGAGAUGUUGACAAACAUCGGAUGCCUUCGGGAUCUGGAUCUCGACAUGAAUCCGAACGCGCAGGAGAAUUUCCAUUUGCUCUGUCAGCCCGCUGGAAAUCUGCUAUUCUUGUCCCUGAGACAUUGCAAAAUAUCCGACGAGGGUGUGAAGAAGAUCGCGAAUGAGUUGCGAUAUCGGGAUCCACCGAACGAUCCGAAGUUAAUUAGUUUGAGCCUGUCGAACAACCGUGUCACGUGCGAAGGGGCAGCUCACUUAGGCUCCAUGCUUCGUACCAACAGAUCAUUGAAGAGCCUGAGCCUGCUGGCGAACAGAAUGUGCGACGACGGUGCGUGGGCGAUAAUUAAGGAACUGAAGAUAACAACGUUGGAGCACGAAGAAAUCGUGGAUCUCCGUCGCAAGCGGUUCGAGGAACUAACGUCGCCUGCCGAGGAAUUGGUGUCCAAAGAGUUUAACAACGAUUCGACGGAGGAAAAGGGGAGAAAGAACAAUAAAUCGCGAUCGGUUCGAAGUUCGUCCAGACGAUCAAAAACAUGUACGAUCGACGCGCACGCGUUGAAUCGCGAACGCGUUUCACUCGAACGAGAUUGCAUUUCCAGCGAUCGCGGACGUAUCGAUCAAAGCUCUGAGAACAGGAAGCAUCGACCAGGAUCUGGUAUCAACGCGAAAAAAGAAAGUGGCCGGUGACGAUCGCGAAAAGCGUCAUCCAUUUGGAACCGAAAGCUUCCCGAUCAACGGCGCGCUCGUCUCGACCGGAAACAUGUGCUUGCAAUACUUGGACUUGAGCUGUAAUUACUGUCGUAUCUUGGGCCGAGUAUCACGGGGCAUUAACAGGCCCGAUUUCUACGUAGAUAAUCACCUGACUAAGUACACUCUGAAAGAUCUGAUAAACUGCCUGUACUAUCAAAACUUCUUGCUGCUCGGAGAUAGGAGCAUGGGCCUGUUGCACGUCAUCGUAGAGGUAAACGAGCGCACGUUCUGAGCGCGCGACGCUUAGAACGAAUUGUCUUCGAGGCUCGGCUCGACUGCUGUUAAUCGCAGGGCGGAGGUUUCGAGACGGAGGAUGAGAUCGAUUGGGCCACGUUCGAGGAACUUUUGAGGAUCAGGAGAAAGGAUAACGCGCCGUCGAAGGACGCUUUCCAGGACUUCGUGUCUCCGGAGAGUAGAAUGUUGCGCGAAAAGAUCGAAGUAACCCCUUCGGUCCUCUUAAAAAAAUCCGAGAUCGUUCCGCGUCUCCUCUAAUCGAUUUUUCGUUGUCGACAGGCCUCCGAAAAUGCCGCGGAAAAUUCCAGCAAUAACUUUCCGGCGCGAAGCAGCAAGCUCGACGAAUAA
Molecule: messenger RNA, 1768 nt
Organism: Megalopta genalis
Lineage: Eukaryota; Metazoa; Arthropoda; Insecta; Hymenoptera; Halictidae
Source: RefSeq, a predicted model, not a curated record